Messenger RNA from Nicotiana tabacum (common tobacco), 1625 nucleotides. The record is from RefSeq and is a predicted model, not a curated record. Lineage: Eukaryota; Viridiplantae; Streptophyta; Magnoliopsida; Solanales; Solanaceae.
UGGAUCAAAGGCUUCGUCUUUUUCAUAAUUAAAUUGUGUCUUUUCCCUCUCCUCGUUGAUCUCAUCAGAUACACACGCAACAAAUAUAUACAAUGGGAGAGGAGAAAGCACAGAAAAGAUAGCUAGAAAACACGAAAAGAUAUAUAGCAACACCCAAAUUUCCGUUAUAUAAGGUUCGACUAAUUCAGAUUUGUGUUGCAUAGGACUUGAUUAGUCCAUAUUAACGAUGCAUAUGGCCAUUUAAGGGAAAAUCUUCCUACCAAAAGAAUCUUUAUUCUCAAGUUGCUAACCCGAGACAUCUGAUUAAAAGUCAAGAGAUAACCGCAUCUCAUUAUAUCCCUAGUGGUGGAAAUACAGAGCGGGACCUAUAACGAAGAAAACCGCUAGCUUAUUCAAAAGAAACAAAGAACAAACAACUUUGGCUUCUCUGAAGAAUGGAGUUUGAUAAUUCUCCCAUUAAUCAAUGCUCCAAAAAGCACGAGAAGAUAUAUCAAGAAUGGUUCAAUUUUGCUGAUUCGGAUGGAGAUGGACGUCUCACCGGAAAGGACGCCACCAAUUUUCUUGAAAUGUCAAACUUGCCUCGUGAUCAUCUCAGGCAGGUGUGGGCAAUUGCAGAUUCCAAACGGCAAGGAUUUCUUGGUUUUAAAGAGUUUAUUACUGCAAUGCAGUUGGUCUCUUUGGCUCAAGCUGGCCAUGCAGUGACAAGUGAUUCCUUAAAUGCCGAAGUUGACUUUGAAACUUUGCAGCUACCUACAAUGGAAGGUCUGGAUGGACUUCUCGCUAAGAAGAAGCGUGUGGCUAAAUGGGCACCUGACCGCAAUGGCAGUCUUGUGCUAUCCUCACGAGCUAAUUGGUUUUCAUCAUCAAAAUCUUCAAAGAAGGUUCCUUCACACUAUGUCACCUCAAUAAUUGAUGGACUGAAGAAGUUGUACGUCAAGAAACUAAAGCCAUUGGAAGUUGCAUAUCACUUCAGUGAUUUUGUCUCUCCUUUAUUGGCAAAUAGUGAUUUUGAUGCCAAACCAAUGGUGAUGCUUUUAGGUCAAUACUCCACUGGCAAAACAACAUUCAUUAAGCAUUUACUCAAAACAAGUUAUCCAGGUGCUCAUAUUGGACCAGAACCUACAACAGACAGAUUUGUUGUCGUUAUGAACGGACCUGACGAAAGAUGUGUCCCGGGGAAUACAAUUGCUGUUCAAGCAGAUAUGCCAUUUAGCGGUUUGACAACUUUUGGAACAUCAUUUUUGUCAAAGUUUGAGUGUUCUCAAAUGCCGCAUCCUCUGUUAGAAAAUGUCACAAUUGUGGAUACUCCGGGAGUUUUAUCAGGCGAAAAGCAACGAACGCAAAGGAGCUAUGACUUUACAGGGGUGACAUCCUGGUUUGCUGCUAAGUGUGAUCUCAUUCUGCUAUUGUUUGAUCCCCACAAACUUGAUAUUAGCGAUGAGUUCAAACGUGUGAUUGCAUCUCUUCAAGGUCAUGAUGAUAAGAUACGAGUUGUUUUGAACAAGGCUGACCAAGUUGAUACUCAACAACUAAUGAGGGUUUAUGGAGCAUUAAUGUGGUCUUUAGGGAAAGUUCUGAAUACCCCUGAAGUUACGCGUGUCUACAUAGGAUCAUUUAAUGACAGA